AAUGCAAUAAUAAAAAUAUUUAGGUACACCAAUAUUAAUUUUUCAAUGAUAUUUUUGUUAGAAAAUAAAUUUUAGGUAUGACAUAAAAUAUAAAAAUAUAUAGAUACUAAACUAUUAUUUGUCAACAAUUCAUGAAUCAAAUCUAUAAACUCACCAAUCCAAUUGAAUUUGAAUUAAAUAUAUUGAAUUAAUUGUCUAUUUUAAAUUGUAAGUUGAAUUAACCUAGUGGAUUUGAUACAAAAUUUCACCUACAUUAAAACAAGAUUUUUUUAAACGAAGUACAAAAUUUCUUUAAUGGGUUAAACAGUUAACCAAUAUAAAUUAUUAUUAUUAUUAUUGCAUAAGAAAAAGUCUCAGCAUCAAUCCAUAAUUUAUAUAAUGAAUAAACAUACAAAAAAUAAAAAUAAUAAUUAACUCUUAACAUAAAUACAUGCAAUGAAGCAUCCAAUAAGCAGAUUGUUACUCAAAGUAUGAUUGAUUUCAGAGGCGGGAUAAGGGAUGUGGAACUAAUUGACCAUAAGGUUGCUGGGAAUUGGUUUACAUGGUCGAACAAGCAACAGGCAAACCCAAUUGCAAGAAGGAUUGACAGGGUGUUAGUAAAUGAAGUUUCGUUGGAGAGAUUCAGCAAUAGUUCAACAAGCUCUAACCCCCCAGGAGUGUCUGAUCAUUGUGGCAUAGUUCUAGAUACAAAUCCUAAGUUGAAUACACUUCCUAAGCCAUUCAAGUAUUUUUUAUUCUGGCAAUCCAAUCCUACAUACUUGGACAUUAUUAAGCAAGCAUGGCAGAAGCAGGUGACUGGCUAUCCAUAUUACAUUUUGUAUGGGAAGUUACAGAGUGUCAAGCAGGGUCUUAAGAAGCUUAAUAGAGAUGAAUAUUCAGAUAUUACUGGCAGAGUGAAACAGGCAACAAUUGCUUUGGAAGUUGCUCAAAUGGCAGUAUUGACUGAUCCAAAGGAGGAGCAUGUAAAAGCAGAAAAAGAAUUUUGUUUGGAGUAUACGGCAUUAAAAAAAGCUGAGGAGCUAUAUUAUAAGCAGAAGGCUAGAAUGAGGGCAAUUAAAGAAGGGGGACUCUAACACGUCUUAUUUUCAUAAGACAGUAAAGGUCAAGACUCAGAAGCAGCAUAUCACUCGUAUGAUUAAUGACCAGGGAGAAAUCAAAACCGAUGUGGCAAGUAUUGGGCAGAUUGCCGUGGAUUCUACACUCAAUUGAUAGGUACGGUGGAUCCUAAUGUGGAACAACAAUCAAUUUGAUAUUAUCAAGGACUCCUGCAACACAAAUUAUCAUCUGAUGAGAGGGCUAUGUUAAUGAAGGGGAUCACAUGAGCUGAAAUAAAACAAGUGUUUCGAUCGCUUGGUAAAGACAAAGCUCCUGGACCAUAUGGGUUUCCAAUAGAAUUCUAUAAGGCACACUGGGACAUUAUUGGAAAGAGGUGGAAGAGGUAAUACUUUCUUUCUUUUCUUUUGGAAUCAUGCCAUCGAUUGUGAAUAGUACCAUCUUUACUUGGGUAGCUAAGUUGCCUUGCUUAGAAAAAAUGAAGGAUUUCAGACCAAUUUCUUAUUGUAAUACCCUGUAUAAGGGAAUAUCUAAACUACUAUCCAAUAGGCUUGCAUUCGUUCUUCCUAGCUGAUAAGCCGUUAAUUGCACAUGUUUUUACCCCUAUUCUGGAGCCGUUUGGGAUGGUAAUUCUCGUGUUUUAGGCCUAUUUUACGCUAGGUUGUGUUCCUUUGUCACAUUUCAGGCCCUAGCACAUAAAGUGAAGCGUAGGCGCAAGUUUCAAAUGAAUCGGAGAUCAUUUUGACAAUUCGGGAGAAGAAACACGAGCAUGACCUGAGGAAUAAUGGAUUUCUACCUCAUAUUAUGGACAAAUUAUCAUGGAAGUUUGUUAUGAAAAGAAAGAGGACGAGACUACGAGCGUCUGGGUUCAAACGGCGACUGAUUUGGAGUCCGGACGAGGGAGAAACGAAGCUUUGAACAGGAGCGGGAGAAGAAUUACGGGCAAGAGAAUUACGACCGUAUUUUCACCUCCCAUGCCCGUAUUUUCACUGCCGAGAGGAGAUUUGGGUGCGCUGAAACUUAACCAAAAUGCGUGUUUUGAGCAAAAUACGGGCAUGGAAGAAUUACGACCGUAAUUCAGCCCGUAAUUCGCCCAGAAUCGGGUUUUUGGGGCCAAUUUCGAGCCAAGGGAGAGGGAGAGCUGGGUUUUGGAUCCCAAACACCCAAGGGAUGAAACCUAGAGAGAGAGAGCGACUGGGGAACACUCUUGGAGCUAUUUUGGAGGAUUUCUUCGCCAUUGGAGCUCGGGAAUCAAGCUUGGAGAUGGAGAUUGAAGAUCUAGAUCAGAUUUCUGCAGUCUCUCUCUUCUCUAUGGAGUAACUUCCCUUCACUUAGGUUUUGAGGAACCCUAGUUCCAUGAGUUAGGAUCUUUCUUGUAUGAAGUUUUGGAUGCUAUAUUGUUUGAUUAUAAUCGAAUGAUGCAUGUUUAUUGAGUCAAUUGAAGUCUGAUAAACUUUUCCUGAUUUCUGCUGCAACCUGAGAUAGAUAGAAUCUGAUUAGGUUGUUAGAGCCUCAUCAUUCGGUAGCAGGAGAUUGGCUAUACGAGAGUUAGCCAGUUUAAUGCUUUGUACUGGAAUCCAAUUCCAGUAGUGGAGUUCUGUUCUUACUGCUUCAGCUUUCUAUCCCGGUGAAGACUAGUCGUCUGUCGGGUAGUUAGACUGAGAGGGCUUGGUCAGCUUAAGAGAUUCCAAGCUACUGUCGGAUCUUCCACAGUUUAAUCAACAGUAAAACAACCAAAAGGAAUUACAACUUGGACCUAAUUGAGGAGCUAGGGGGAAUCAUACCUAAGUGAGUUCCCAAACUGUAAUUAGUAGUUUUACUUAGUUUAGUUAGUAGAGUAGUUUAGUUAAUCAAUCCUUAAUCUAGUUUGCUAGAUAAUGAACUGAAGCUGAGUAA
Messenger RNA from Linum trigynum, 2949 nucleotides. NCBI's taxonomy places the organism in Eukaryota, Viridiplantae, Streptophyta, Magnoliopsida, Malpighiales, Linaceae. The record is from the annotation of a GenBank genome assembly.